AUGGCGACGAUUGCCGUCCCCAGACCCGCUCUGCCUCCCAAGAGCGCAUCGCAGCGCGGAAGCACUCCCGUCGACUCGUCCUCUCCACUUGAGUCGCUCGGCCUGCCAUCGCCCCCACAAUUGCCAGGCUCCCAUCCCAUUCCCAUCUCCAACAGCCGCAGCCCUGUCUGCUUGUGCGCGGCCGACGACGACUCGGCCUCGUCGUAUACGCACUCUCCUCCCCCGAGCCAUGUCCGCGCCCACCCCCAGGCCUCCCUGCUCUACCCGCCCGACGCCUUUGCCCGGGUCGACGGCGAGCAUGCCUCGAUAUACGAGAUAGAUGCCGCGAGCGUGGCCGAAGCCUUGGACUUUGCCUCUCGCCAGCCGCUCCCUCCCCCCUCGCUGGUCUUCCCCUGGCUGCACGGGCUGCACCCCGAGAACCACACCCAGCGGACCUUUUUCGAUGGCCACCAGUGCAGCCUUGGGAGCAUGCCAAACUGCCUGAGGGCAAUCACCAUUGUCAAGGCAGAUGGCCAUCUCGACGCUGCCCGCCUCAAGGGCGCCAUUGCCCCCGCGGAGUUCAUGCGGCUCGGGGCCGCUCCCGAAUUCCUCGAUGCGGACCCCGUGUGUGGCCUGUCUGUCCGUAACUUCCACAUUCAGCCUGCCAAAGUUGCUGCGACGUCGGACAUUGUCGUCUACGGGCUGGACCCGGACGAGAACCGCAGGGUCGCAUGGCAAGUUGCCGUAGCCCAGAAGCGAUGGCGAAACAAGCAGCUUGCACAGGCAAAGGACAUGCCCGUGUACAGCACCUUUGUCUGUACAAGCCCGUUUUCCGUCUUUGAGGAGUCCCAUGGUGACCUGGUGGCCGUCGAUGUGACCGGUAAACGCACCGGCCGGGUGCUGGACCUGGCAGAGCAGGAACACCAAGAGAUGCGCAACAUGACGGCGAUCUCCGAGAUAUGCCACAACGUCUUCCUAGGCCCUAGCCCUGAGCCUGGCAGUGCCGAGGAGCAACGCUUUGAUGUCCUCAUCGAGUGCAGCGACACGGGCCGGCUGGAUCCGAGCGCCAUACAGUUCAUCGCUGAGCAUCCUGGCCAGCUGCCACGCCCAACCUCCAUCUGCUUUCCGUCGUCGGGGAGUGUCCUGCCCCCGAGCUGGUCUCAGGCCGAGGCCGACGCAAUCAUCAAGACGUGUAAAUGGAUACACCGCAUCUCCCACAGCACUAUGCCCGAGCCCCAUACCACCUCCUCCCAAGACAGUGUUGCGCUGCAACAUGUCAAGUCUCAUAACCCAGCGGCCGGCAACGCAGGCGGUCGAAAGGUCCUCAUUCACUGCGCCGACGGAUACACGGAAUCAACGCUCCUUGCCAUUGCCUAUUACAGCUUCAACACGGGGCUGCCCGUCCCCGAUGCUUGGAUCAAGCUUCACACCACUGAACGCCGCAACUUCUUUGCCUACCCCUCUGAUGUCUCGCUCCUCUCGGCCAUAGGCCCUCGUUUGCUGUGCGAGUCCCCGAUGUCCUCGGGUAAGAGCCUGGAGGACAUUGCAAAUCUCGCAAGGAGCGAGCCAGCCUGGUUCUCCGACCUGGAUGGCUCGCUUCCCAGCCGCAUCUUGGAUUAUCUAUAUCUGGGCAAUCUCGUCCAUGCGAACAACCCCGAACUCUUGGCGCAACUCAAUAUCCAUCAGAUACUCAGUAUUGGCGAGUCCGCGUCCUGGACAAAGGAGGACCUGGACAAGUGGGGCUCGGACAAUAUCUGCUUUGUCCAGGGCAUCCAGGACAAUGGCAUAGACCCCUUGACUGAAGAGUUUGGGCGUUGUCUUGAAUUCAUUGGCAAGGGAGUCCAGAAAGGCACGGCGACGCUCGUCCAUUGCCGCGUCGGCGUUUCACGUAGUGCCACCAUCUGCAUAGCGGAGGUCAUGCGAGCGCUGAAUCUGUCGUUCCCCCGCGCGUACUGCUUCGUCAGGGCGCGCCGCCUCAAUGUCAUUAUCCAGCCGCAUCUCCUUUUCGCCUACGAGCUCUUGCGCUGGGAGGAACGCCUCCGACAGAAACGGGGCUCUCUGGAGCCCUACAAGCGAGAGAUGGAAUGGGGGGAAAUUGCGCGAGAAAUUGCCCUCAUGAACCGCCCCUAUUCUAGAUGA
Molecule: messenger RNA, 2118 nt
Organism: Trichoderma reesei QM6a
Lineage: Eukaryota; Fungi; Ascomycota; Sordariomycetes; Hypocreales; Hypocreaceae
Exons: 2
Coding region: 1-2118 (705 amino acids)
Biological process (GO): protein dephosphorylation; nuclear DNA replication
Molecular function (GO): protein tyrosine/serine/threonine phosphatase activity
Source: RefSeq, a predicted model, not a curated record